UGAUUCUUGAGGGCUCUAAGUUGUCUUUGCUGCAUAUCGAUCUCCUUCCUUUUCGUGGCUUUUUAGUUGUUUUAAUUCUGCAUCCAGGGAGUAUGAGGGAGGCAGGCUCGUAGCCCAGGACCUUCUGGUCCUGACUGGCCUCAGCUCUGGGCCCUGCUCCUCUCAGGCCUGUGCCCUCUCCAGCAGGUGAGGAGAGAAAGGACUCCAGGGGUUCCUUAUAGGCUAUGGCGUGUUUAAAUACACCUGAGUUUCCACGGUCUGCUUAAAAUAUUUCUGGCCCUGCAGUGGCCCACGCCUGUGAUCCCAGAGACUUGGGACCUGGGACCUGGGACCUGGUGAGCUCAAGGCCAGACUCAGCAACUUAGUGAGGCCCUGAGUAACUCAAUGAACAUGGAGAAAGUUAGCCAUAGGCCCUGAGAGCAGGCAAGCUGUUGACCGGCAGACCCAAGCAGCAAGAGGCCCUGUACUCCGGAUGGGCAGUGGUCCUGGGCAGUGCUGGAGAGUCUCAGAGCUCUUUCUCCCAGUGCCUGGCAGCACCACACCUGGGGAUGCUCAGCAUAGUUGGCACAGGGAAGGAGACUCCCUCAAGGUGGGGAAUCCCCCUUCCCCCUUGAGACUCUCAGGCCCACACAGUUGGUGCUCAGACCAGGCUCCAGAGAAGGUGUCAGUUAGAGCCCUGGGGAUAAAAGCAGGCUGUGUCCCUGAUGCUCUCUGCCUGAAGUCUGGGGCUCAGAUGGGUGUUAAGUGCAGUUUGUGAAGGCCCUGCCACCUCAGGAGUCAGGGACCAGGCUGGCUCCUUGAGGGACAAUCCCUGGUUUCCCCCUGGGGACUUUGAAUAGAAGGAUGGGUUUCCUCCUGCCUGGCAGUGGGGGGUUUGGUCUUAUUUACAAGGUUUGCUUUAAACCUGAAACCCUACAGGCAGAAGUAUUCACAAACCUCAUUAAUAAGCACGUUUUUCACUGAAGUGUCGUGUUCCUAGGAGAGAGCUCAUCUAAUGUCAAAUUGGGAUAAUUAUAGGAGUGUUCUAGAAAUAGAAAGACCCCUGAGUCCCAGCAGAGGCUUUGGGAACAAGUUAGUUGUAUGGCUCCUCUCCACUCUCCAGGCCCUGAUGGACUUGAGCCAGGCCCAGCUGCCCUCCCAGCCCCACCCUCCCUGACACAUCACCUCCACCAUGCCCUGGCCCUCUUUGCUGUGGUUGCCCAAGGCUGCCCCCUGCUAAGAGGACCCAGGGCAGCCCAAGACCUGGCUUCCAAGCUUGGAGACCAGAUGGCAGACUUGCACCUUUACAACCAGAGGCUCAGGGAGAAAGUGAAGGCGGAGGAGAACACAGUGGGCCGGAGGGCUGAGGGUGCAGAGCCCCUGUAUGUGACCAAGUUUGGCUUCCACACGGUGACGUGCUGUGGCUUCAUCCCACAGGUGAACGAGUGGCAGGAUGACUGGGCGACCUUUUUCACCCGGCACCGGCUCCAAUCACAGCUGGACCUCAUCGAGAAGGACUAUGCUGACCGGGAGGCACGAGAACUCUGGUCAAGGCUGCAGGUGAAGAUCCCGGAUCUGUUUUGUGGCCUAGAGAUUGUCCCUGCCCUGCUGCAUGGGGAUCUCUGGUCAGGAAAUGUGGCUGAGGAUGAUGAAGGGCCCAUUAUUUAUGACCCAGCUUCCUUCUACGGCCAUUCUGAGUUUGAACUGGCAAUUGCCUUGAUGUUUGGGGGGUUCCCCAGGUCCUUCUUCACGGCCUACCACCGGAAGAUCCCCAAGGCCCCGGGGUUUGACAGAAGGCUGCUGCUGUACCAGCUCUUUAACUACUUAAACCACUGGAAUCACUUUGGGCCGGAGUACAGAAGCCCAUCCCUGGGCACCAUGAGGAAGCUGCUCAAGUAGCAGACGGCUCUAGCCAAGGGCAGGGAGCACCUGAAUAAAGUCGGAGCAGGCUCUUGGGUCCCAA
Ictidomys tridecemlineatus (thirteen-lined ground squirrel) is the source of this 1942-nucleotide messenger RNA. Lineage: Eukaryota; Metazoa; Chordata; Mammalia; Rodentia; Sciuridae. The record is from RefSeq and is a predicted model, not a curated record.